Messenger RNA from Rhizoctonia solani, 3129 nucleotides. RefSeq names its product centromere protein Scm3. Lineage: Eukaryota; Fungi; Basidiomycota; Agaricomycetes; Cantharellales; Ceratobasidiaceae. Gene Ontology annotation, cellular component: nucleus. Gene Ontology annotation, molecular function: protein heterodimerization activity; histone binding. Bases 1 to 3129 code for a protein of 1042 amino acids. The record is from RefSeq and is a predicted model, not a curated record. The transcript is spliced from 2 exons.
AUGGUAUUCGAUGCGACAACUAAAGCCUUCAACCUUUCUGGACCCGCCCAUGACCGUUCAUCAGAUCCUUCUACCUCCGCCGUACCAACUCCCCCAACUGGCAUAGCUCGCCCCGUCAAACGUCGACGAACCACUCAACCUCGAACAAUGUCAUCAACUCCAACGUCUAGCCCGGCUCCUACUCCUGUAAUUGACUUGGACGCACUAGAUGCUGCCCGCCGUCGUGCCUCCAGUCGGGUCAUGUCGCUAUGGGAGAGUUUGGCAGAAAAAUACGCUCGACCCAUUGAAGAAGACGACGAAAUAGACAUUCUUACCGGAAAGAUAUGCAAAGACCGCGGCGUAUUACGCUCGGUCUCAGAGCGGGGAUGGAAGAUCGGUAGUUUCGGAGAGGCACUCGAAGUCGAACCUCUGGUACUAGUUAGUGAAGGAGAAACUGAAACCGGAGCCAGCGAGGCCGAUGAUGAAGGAGAGGGAGAUGAUGAUACUGAGGGAGAAGGAACUGAAGGAGUAGAAGGCACGGAAGAAGUGGAAGAAGAUCCACUCGGGAGCUGGUCUUACGACUGGCAGUAUCGUGCGUUGCCUCCUCCCCGACCAGAGCUUUCACCACAAGAUGCAGAAGAUCUCAAAGAGUUUUUGGCCGCCGAAAAUGCAAUUCGAGAAAGCCUACGCAAGUCUGGGAAGCGACCAGAAUCGGACGAUGAUGACAUAGUCUAUCUUGGCGAUAGCUUGCAUAAUACUGAUGGGACGCUCCGCAAUGACGAAACCAGCGACGACGAGUUCGCGUCUAUGGUAAUGACCGAUAAUUCAACUAUACGUUACAUGAAAUACGAAGACGAUGACGACGAACUGGAUGAUGUGGAACCAAUGGCUUCCAUUCUUGGUGCUCUGGCUCUCAGCAGGACCCCAAAGAAACAGACAUCCGUCUUGUCGACCCGCCAGCCUAAAGAUGAGGAUAUGGAUAGCAAACACGUUCCAUUGUUGACCUCGCCUCAGGAUAACAACGCGAACCGGAAUCACCCGGAUGUUGGAUCCCAAGCCAGCGCAAUUCGUUCUCCCCCUGGUAUUUCAUGUGCUAACAGUUGCUCUGGGAUAAGUGCAGAUGAUGAUCUGAUUGUGAUCGAUUCGGACUCGGACGACGAACCCGGACCAACAAACAAUUCUGGGUUGAAGUCUGAGAUUUCGGCUGGCUCGUUCUCUCAACAUGUUGCGCCCCCCGCGAAUACGCCCAUUUCCAGUGUACAAGCUCGGCAUAGGCCUUCUAACAUUCCGACGGUUGGUUCUGCUGUCGCUCUUUCCAAUGACCAUAGCCCUGCUGUUCGACUUAACCGAUUAUCGAGGACACCAGUCGCUGGCGCUGCGUCCUUGCUUAAUUCAUCCACUGCACAACAUCGCUCGCCGAAAUCACUGCCUGGAUCCCCAACUGGCAACUCCCUCGUAACGGGAAAGUAUAUAUCGAAGCAUGGUUCGGCGGGACUGACUCCAAGAUCCCGGACUCCAAGAUCCGAGACAAAAACAACGACGACACACGCUCCUCCACAAUCUAGCGUACGCAACUCUGGUUCUGUACUAGAGCCCCAUACGCCGAUAAAGAACGAAUCUAGUCUAUCCUUCAUUGGUGAAGCUGACCCCUGUCAUAAUCCUUCGGACGUUCAAGCGCAUGGGAGCAAAUCCUCGACUGGGACAACGCGACAAAAAAAACCCUUGUCCAAAACUGGAUCUGAAGAGAUGCAAACAGUAGCGGCACGCCAAAGCUCGUCUUCACACAGGGGUGCCCGAAGUUCCAAGCCAUCCACAUCAACUCCAACCACUUCACCAUCAAGCCAGUCUAAGUCUCCGAUAAAGCGCAGGAAAAAAGCGGUUGUAGUCGAGGUUGUCCUCCCCACACCAAGGAAAGCGCCCAAAGUUAAAACAGAAUUAACCACGCCAUCGCUUCCUCUCACACCAAAAGACAAAGGCUUGGAUACUGCCAGGACUGCUUCCAACGAACGAUCCCAUUUGGAAUCCAACGGCUCGGCUCGAGGCUCUGAGCAGCCUGUCCCAGCUCCAGCGAGCAGCUACACUAAAGUCAAUAGCUUGCUCAUAGUUAGGUCUGGCGUUGAAUCGGGUUCUAAGCGAAAAAGGUCGUUGGAUGGCGCCGAGCUCACCGAGAGUGCGGACAGUAGUCUGGAGCCGAGGGGAAAUAUUAUCCUGAUGGAGCCGAGAGCAGCUCCUCACCACACUUGUUAUUCAUCUGAUUCAAUAGAGCGGAAUCGACCUGCCAUUUGCUGCUCUACCCAUCCCCAACAAUAUUCUGGAUUAUAUUCGCACGCCCCUGUCCCUUCCCAGCCCGCACACACGCACUCAACGCACCACUAUCCUAAUCUGCCCGUCUAUCAGCAUCAGCACCAACACCAGCAUUUACAUACACACCUCCCCUACCCAUUGCCGCAGCUUCCUUUCACUGCCAACGAGUUAACAGAGGCCGCUUUUAAGUUGAUUCACGGAUUAUCUACAUUCCACCAACCAUCUGGAACAAACGGCUCAUCUGGAUCUGGAUCUAGCUUUUGGUUUCCUGGAGCACAGUUUCCUUUUGGGUUUGCUGGCACUGGUUCUGGUCGAGCGGGACCAAGCUCCGAAGCUCUAGCUCCGAAGCUAGAGGAGCCUCCAAGUCAGGAAAAGAUGUCAAAUGAAUUUAUCCCAAGUUCACAAGAACAUGAGCGAAAAGCGGAGACCUUAUGCAUGCCACUCGAUGAGAAACCCUCUAAAUUGGUCUCCACGGGAUCCAACCAGACCGCCCCCUCAUUACCAUAUCCCAAAAACCUGGCUCUGGCCACUCCAAACUCGUCCUUAGGGAGAGACACAUACAAUGACGAAACGGCGGGCCUCUCCGCAGUUACCCCACCAGACUCAUUGAACUCGGAGAUGAAAGUCCCUGAGCGGGAGAUGAGCGUCAUCGAUAUAGAUUCCGACAGUGAUGAUGAACUGGCAAUAUGCGACGCUGGAGCGGGCUCGAUGAGAUGGGAACCCCCCAUCAAGAAAGAGGCGGACUUUGGUGAUGGGCCUAAAAAACACCCGGAUUCGAGCAAACUCUCUAUGAACGAUCGAGCUUCGACCCGUAUCAGUCCCGUCAAGUUAAAGAGGAUGACUUAA